Durusdinium trenchii is the source of this 2549-nucleotide messenger RNA. NCBI's taxonomy places the organism in Eukaryota, Dinophyceae, Suessiales, Symbiodiniaceae. The record is from the annotation of a GenBank genome assembly.
GCUGCUGAUCGUUUGAUUCCAGAGUUGUUUUAGAUGGCUUGGCAUUCUUGGCUUCCACACCUCUCGGUGCCAAAGAAGGUGGCCUUUGACAAUCCCAAGCUGAAUGUGUUGUAUUACAUUUUCCAUUUGCCCAUCAUCGCCUAUGCAGUGGCGAUCUUUGCAUUUCAGAAACAGUACUCUGAAGUCAUCAGCAACUCACCUUUUCUGAUGGUCAACGUUGAUCCCCUGGAUGCUUGGCCGUAUCUGUUGACCACUGGCACUCCUGAUCCAGAUCCAUCGAUUCAAGCCUGGUGUCUCGCAUCUGGUGGGCCAGCAUUGUGCGAAUCUGAUCCAGUUCUCUAUGCAACUUGUGUGGAGAUGGUUACCGAGCACAUUCUCAGCCAGAUGCCUGGAAUGUCUAUAACGAGCAUUUGCACCGGCAUGUGCGACUUGAACAACAUCAGCUUUGGCUGCAUGAUCCCGCCUUCCUUGUUCCGACAGCAAGGAAGCACUGCGCUCCAGAUCAUUCCCUACGUGGCUUUCAACAAAGGCCUGUUCAGCGGAGCGAACAGAAACAUGCUCGUCCAAAUGAAUCCGUUGCUGCGCUAUGCACCUGUGACAUUUAACUACUCGUUCCAAAUGUCCCGGCCUGCACCGUGGUUCUUUUCGAACGAUCAGAGCAUUUCGGACAAGAAGACAAAUUUGGAUGCCUACACGGUUGCCAUCACUGUGCGUGGCAAUGCAUUGCUUGUCUUCAAUCCCGGAGAGCCAGUGAUUGUGACGCCUCCAAACAUUGUAACUCUUGCUGGAGUAUCUUGGAAUGUCACAACAAUCAUAUACGGUGGUGAGUUCUACGCGGUGGUGAACUGCUACACUGAUAGCUAUGAUAUGCCUUCAGUGCUUGACUGGUCUGGCUUUCCCGAGAUCGAUCCCACUCUGGAGAUCCCUGUUUGCCUUCUGACCGUGGAACAGCUGCGACCUAUCUCCAUGUACAAGCAAACUGACACCGUUGCAGAUUCAGCACAGGCAGCUUCUCAAAUACGCGUGGACACUGGCAGAGGCAGUAGCUACCACAGGUGUCCUUCUGCAGCAGCCAUCGCAUUGAACCUUAUUUCUUUGGCUGUGUUGCUGAAGUUUCCUGCUAUGGCGGCUGUGCUGUUUGCUACAAAGUGCUUGGGCUCCCUCUCCAAAAUCUACAAGCGAGCCCAAGAGGAGACCUUUGAUGUCUCCAUGCGAAUCGCCCAGCUUGGGCUUCGAUUGCUGUCGGAUACAAUGGCUUUGAUGCUGCUGGAUCAGAAAGCUUCAGGCAUCUCCAAAGCGAGAUUAAGAGAACAAAUGUGCGACAUCCUGAAGACAGCAGCACCGUCUCAGGAUCACAAUGCCAUUGCAGACGAAUUGUCCCAGCAUAUCUUCAGAAUGUUGAGGCACCUUCAACACAGCCCCAGUUCCAAGUACGAGGAAGGCCUCGUUGAUAGUAGCCAAUUGGCUACACUCAUGUCCUUGGGUCAAACGGUGCACAUCAACGACCUGUGUGCUUACUUUGAUACAUCCCGCCGACGUUCCUACUUGGAGUGGUUCUUACUACCAUCCUCGCAUCGGAAGCUCCUGAGAGAAAAACGGGCACUAUCCCGUGAGCAAAAAGAUGACAGACAGGAUGUCAAGGAGGAAAUGGAUCCGGAGGAUUCCAAGGCGGAGGAAUUGCCAGAGCCGGGAAUGGACGAGGGAAAGGAGGAAGAUGCCAGAACUGGUCAAGUCGGACAAGUCGGACAAGUUGAAGUUCGAGUGUCAAGCCAGCGGGAAAUCCUGGAAGUUGAAGCUCUUGAAGCUGAGAUAGAUGGUUUGAUGGCCGAAGUGAAGGCACUGAAGGUACGGCAGAAUCACCGGGAAGACCAAGAGGCACAGAAGAAGCAGGUUGAGGAUCAAGUCACACACCUUUUUGUGGCAGUGGAAGAUCUUGUGCGGAGUGUGGACUCCCUUGAAGAAGUUCCGAACGCAACUGCCAAGGAAGGUUUGGAGGAGUUGAGGAAGGGAACUGAUGCCUUGGACGCACGCAUUUCGAAGUUUGAACAGGAGAAUGCACAGCUGUCAAGGGAGAUCAAGGCCUUGCAUGCUUGGGCGGACGCACGGCAGGAAGCCCAACUCCAGGAGUUAGAAGUAGCUACAGCUAUUGCACAGGCGGCCUCCAGACACACACGACCUGAGGAAGAGGAGGUUGGAAUAGAAGCAAUUCCGAAGUCAGCACCCAGCCAGCCAUCGGGUAUGGGAACGGCACGAGAACAUGCAGCUUUGUCCGAUGGUGGUCAAGUUGAGAAGCAACGUGUCGAAGCUGUAACGGCCGCACCAGGCCCAGCACAGGUGCACAGUCCAGGCCAAGGUGGCCAAGGUGGCGGAGCACCUGGCCGUCUUCGUUCCGACCCUUUCAAUCAAAGGCGCACCUGAGCCUUUUCCAGUCGUUUCCAAUAGGCCAAGGACAUGUCCUGGGCAGCUCUCCGAAGAUGAGGGCUCUGGAGCUAACGAGGUCCGUUCCAAAGUGGACGCCCAACGGUCGCCCAAGGCGCCUCCGUGACAAA